Ceratitis capitata (Mediterranean fruit fly) is the source of this 2770-nucleotide messenger RNA. RefSeq names its product integral membrane protein GPR180. Lineage: Eukaryota; Metazoa; Arthropoda; Insecta; Diptera; Tephritidae. The transcript has 6 exons. Bases 1 to 1710 code for a protein of 569 amino acids. Gene Ontology annotation, biological process: response to pheromone; G protein-coupled receptor signaling pathway. The record is from RefSeq and is a predicted model, not a curated record.
AUGAAGCGGCAGCGGCCGUCUUCAUGGCUGCAACUACUACAUCUACCCCUACUCCACUGGCUGUUUAUAUUUCAAGCGUUAUGGCAAUUUAGUGCCGCCAUACACCUAACUGGCACAUUUCAUACAAACGACUUUUUCAAAGUUAUCACCAAAUUUGGUUUCCAAAAAGCCGAAGCGACCAUACCACAUGGUGGCUCAUUUGGCUACAUAUACGGUAAUAUCACAGCGAGUAAGGAUAAAUUUGUACAACCCAUUUCAUUGGUGGUAUUGGACAAGAAGGCAUUUGUUGAUUUCUAUAGUAAUCGCAGUAUUGCUGAUCCUGAGUUGGCGUGUCAACGUAUGUUUGCCCACCUACAACCGCUAAUCUAUGAUGAGACAUGCAACAAACAGGGUAAACGUGAUUAUGUGCGACGGGUGCCAUGCCCACAUGGUGGGUUGUGUGCGGACGAGGAUACGCCCAGCAACGUGAUAACGCAACAUCAGUUCACCUACACUAUUAGCGAAGUAUCUGAGGCAAGAUUCUGGUAUGUCGCACUCACUGCCUGCUAUCGUAAUCGCACCACUUGUAAGUGGCAAGCCUACGAUCAUCUCAAAAGUUCCCAUGAACUUGCCUAUGAUAUUUAUGUGGUCAAUACACAUCCAAAUAAUUCUGCAGCACAUCCACUCAGCUUUCAAUUCUCCUUCGAUCAGCAGAAUUUACUUGAAAUGUAUAUGAUUUUCCUGCUCGUCUAUUUGGUACUAUUACCGGUGCAAAUAUAUGCUGUGCGUUUGCAAAAACAUCCUGUGACGCGUCUCUUUACCCUUAGCUUGGCCAGCGAGUUUGUCAGUUUGGCUUUCAUUACGGCGCAUUUGAUAAAAUUCGCUCUCAAUGGUGUUGGCAUGCCGAAUAUGCAGACAGCGGGCGAUAUAUUGGAUAUAUUUAGUAGAACUACUUUCAUGUUAAUCCUGCUGCUGUUGGCUAAAGGCUGGGCCGUUACGCGUCAGCAAAUAAAUCGUACUGGUUGGAUUAUAUUGAUGAGCAUAUGGGUACCAUAUUGCGCUUUUCAAAUGUUCCUCUAUGUUUGGGAUAAGACGGAGGUCGAUAUUAUAUCCGAUGUAGAUGAAUAUCAAACUUGGCCGGGCUGGAUUGUUUUGAUACUACGCACAUCAUUCAUGACUUGGUUCCUCUACGAGCUGCGGAACACCAUGAAAUACGAGCAUUCGACGAAAAAACUGGAUUUCUUGCUGCAUUUGGGCGCCUCCAGUCUGGUGUGGUUCAUCUAUUUACCCAUUGUAGCUAUCGUCGCAUUGCAGGUGAGUCCAAUGUGGCGUUACAAAUUGCUGCUGGGCAUUACCAACUCAGCCGACUGCCUGGCAUACUGUGUAAUGACCGGUUUGUUGUGGCCCAAUCGUUCGGGCCAAUAUUUGUUGUUAGCCGGCAAUAAGUACACAGGCAUGGACGAGCUGGACGAAUUCAAUGAAGCGCCACAUAUUGUACGCGAACGUGAACGUCGUCGAAACUCGCCCGAUGCAAUAAUUAUAGCGAAUGGGGAUGUUACGCAUGCCAACAUGAAUGGCGGUGUGGUCGGGACACUAGGUGGCGGUGCUAACACUUUGCUUACAACAACGAAUGCGGUGAAUGGUGAUGCAUGUGUGGAUUUGCUGGAGGCAGAAGAUCUUGAUGCGGUACUUUUAACCGAUUUGAAUAAAAAUAGUCAUGUUGUGGCAUAAGUGUUAAUGAAAAUGUUGUAGUUGUAGUAGUGUAGUAGCGCGCAAAAAUGAAAGGAAGAGAGGAUGUGAGGAAAUAUUGUACUGUAAACGCUUGUAGAUUUGUGAGUUAUUUGAUAAAUGUUUUGUUUUUUGCACCGUUUAGUAAGUGCACAGACUACUUAUAUUUAUAUAAAUACAUACUUAUAUUUAUAUAAAUAUAGUAUGUAAUGUGUGUGUUAGCGCAGUAAGCAAUUAAUGGGUAGGUAAAAAAAGAAGAAAAGUUUAUGAAAUUUUGAUGCGAAAUUGUCUGACAAUGAAAAAGUAGAAAUGGUUGACGAAAGUCGUUGUGCAUCGUAUGUGAUGAUUUUAUGAUUUUAUACAUAUAAACACUAUUUUAUUGUAAUUAUAAUUAUUACUAUGAUUAAUUAUUGUAUUAUUAUAGAUAUUUACUUUAGUUUUGUAUAUUUACAUUAAUAAAAUCUAUGUUUACAUUACAAUAGCUUUUAGUUUAGUUAUAAAUUCUUACAAAAAAAAAAACAAACAAUACAAAAUAUAUUGUAUAAACUUACAUAUUUCUAUUUUGUGAUGUAGUCAAGUAUACAUAUGCAUAUGUUAAUAAACAGAGCAGACAUUGUAAUUAUAUGAAAGAAGAAACUCAUUUAUAUUAUGCACUUGGUUAAUGCAUAAUGCCAUUAAACAUACAUAUAUACAUAUAUAUAUGUCUAUAUAAAUAUAGCGAGUAAGCAACACAUUUCAUAUUGUAUGCGUUUAUUAUAGAAACAACAAAAACAAAAUCUUUAUAAAACAUAGCAGAAUAAGCACUGUUUGAAUGAGCAUUAUAUUGUACUUGGGUAGUUACAUACAAACAUACAUACAUAUGUCGAUAGUUACUUUAGUAAUAAAUAAAAGAAGUGUUACACAAACCAAAAACGACAAAAAAAACGGCAACAAAUCACACAAAACAACAAAAAAGUACGUGUAUGCUGCAGGUACACAACGAUUUCUGCAGCCUUGUGCUAUAUGGACUUUGUAAAAUGAACUUAUGAUUGUUAAUGUAACAAAUAAAAUUUGAAAAAAAAAC